Molecule: messenger RNA, 672 nt
Organism: Naegleria lovaniensis
Lineage: Eukaryota; Heterolobosea; Eutetramitea; Acrasida; Naegleriidae
Exons: 2
Coding region: 1-672 (223 amino acids)
Cellular component (GO): proteasome core complex
Source: RefSeq, a predicted model, not a curated record
AUGUUCCACGCCAACACCUUUGAAAGACCCAAAUUCUCUCCUUAUGAGGACAACGGAGGUACUACAUUGGCAAUUCCGGGUGAAGACUAUGUAAUUGUAGCAGCUGACACCAGAAUGAGUUUGGGUUAUUCCAUUCAAACCCGUAAAUCUACAAAAUUAUGCAAAUUAACAGAUCGAUGUGUGAUUGCUUCUGCUGGUAUGCAAUCUGAUGCAGCCACUCUCCACAAAGUAUUAAAGAUGAGACUUGUAGAAUACGAACAUCAGCACGGAAAGCCCAUGAGCGCUGUGGCUGUAGGUCAAAUGCUUUCUAACAUGUUAUACAAUCGUCGAUUCUUCCCAUAUUAUACAUUUAACUUGGUUGCCGGAAUUGAUAAUGAAGGAAAGGGUGUUGUAUAUGGAUAUGAUGCUAUUGGAUCUUAUCAAGCAGUAGAAGUUGGAAGUCAAGGUUCUGGUCAAACUUUAAUUCAACCACUUCUUGACAAUCAAGUCGCUUUUAAGAAUCAUCUUUUAGUUCCAGACAAGAAACUUUCUCUUGAACAAAGUCUGAGCAUUGUUAAGGAUGCUUUUACCAGUGCAGGAGAACGAGAUAUUUAUACUGGUGACUCGGUUGAAAUUAUGAUUAUUACAAAGGAAGGAAUCAAGACUGAAAUCUUAGAACUCAAGAAGGAUUAA